UGAGAGCUGCUGUAAUGGCGGUGUCUCGUCGCUCGUCGCAGCAGCAACAACAGCAAAAUACCUUACAGUCUCCGCCGAGAAACAGCUCUCUUUCUGGCGCUCCUCCGGCCUCUCCGCCGAUGGCUUUGCUGACCUCGGCCGUCGGACCUUCGGAGAAUGAGAGGGAGUGCAGCGGAGGGAUCGAGAUGGCUCUGGCCUCCCCGGACCUACCAGCCCCGGCCCUAGCGAGCAGUGCGAGCUCCACCACGACAACCUCCGGCGGCGGUAGCAGCAGCAGCGUUUCGAGCCCUGGCUCCGGAGCCACCAGCCCCACCGACGGUAGCAGCGGCAUCGGCGGGGCGUUCAGGGAGUUGUUCGAGGCUUGUCGUAACGGAGACGUAUCCAGAGUAAAGAGACUUGUCGAUUCAGUGAAUGUAAACGCGAAGGACAUGGCUGGUCGAAAAUCAACCCCCCUUCAUUUCGCUGCGGGCUUUGGUAGAAAAGAUGUUGUGGAGCACCUUCUGCAGACUGGAGCCAAUGUUCACGCUCGGGAUGAUGGAGGUCUCAUCCCCCUGCAUAACGCCUGCUCUUUUGGACACGCAGAAGUCGUCAGCCUCCUUUUGUGUCAAGGCGCAGAUCCAAAUGCCAGAGAUAACUGGAACUACACUCCGUUACAUGAAGCUGCAAUCAAGGGAAAGAUAGAUGUGUGCAUUGUGUUACUGCAACACGGAGCUGAUCCUAACAUUCGUAACACUGAUGGCAAGUCUGCUCUGGAUCUAGCUGACCCUUCAGCCAAGGCAGUUCUCACUGGUGAAUACAAGAAGGAUGAGCUUUUGGAAGCAGCAAGGAGUGGAAAUGAAGAAAAACUGAUGGCAUUGCUGACUCCAUUAAAUGUCAACUGUCAUGCCAGCGAUGGGCGCAAGGCCACACCCCUCCACCUGGCUGCCGGCUACAACCUCCGCAUCGUUCAGCUCCUUCUCCAGCAUGGCGCUGAUGUUCACGCCAAGGACAAAGGUGGCCUGGUUCCUCUUCACAACGCCUGCUCGUACGGUCACUAUGAGGUCACCGAGCUUCUGCUUAAACAUGGGGCUUGUGUCAACGCCAUGGACUUGUGGCAGUUCACUCCCAUUCACGAAGCAGCGUCUAAGAACCUAGAAGUUUGUUCCCUUCUGCUGAGCCAUGGGGCUGAUCCCACCCUGUUAAACUGCCACAGCAAGAGCGCCGUAGACAUGGCCCCGACUCCAGAACUCAAAGAGAGACUCACCUAUGAGUUCAAAGGUCACUCGCUGCUGCAGGCAGCCAGGGAGGCUGACGUGGCCAAAGUGAAGAAGACACUGGCUCUGGAAAUUAUCAGCUUCAAACAUCCUCAAACCAACGAAACAGCUCUGCACUGCGCUGUGGCUUCACCCCACCCUAAGAGAAAGGUGACUGAGUUGUUGCUGCGUAAAGGUGCCAACAUCAAUGAGAAGAACAAAGACUUUAUGACUCCCUUGCAUGUCGCUGCUGAGAGAGCUCACAAUGACAUCCUCGAGGUGCUGCAGAAACAUGGAGCGAAGGUCAAUGCUGUGGACACUCUAGGUCAGACAGCUCUUCAUAGGGCGGCACUGGCUGGUCACAUCCAGACCUGCAAGCUGCUGCUGAGUUAUGGGGCAGACCCCUCUAUCGUGUCUCUGCAGGGCUUCACUGCUGCUCAGAUGGGUAACGAGCCGUACAAACAGAUUCUCAAUGAAAAUGUUCCCACGCGUAACUCUGAUGUAGACUACAGAUUUCUGGAGGCGGCUAAAGCAGGGGAUCUGGAUACAGUGCAACAACUUUGCACCCCCCAGAAUGUAAACUGUCGGGACUUGGAGGGCCGCCACUCUACUCCUCUCCACUUCGCAGCUGGCUACAACCGAGUGGCUGUUGUUGAGUACCUGCUACAUCAUGCUGAUGUUCACGCCAAAGACAAGGGUGGCCUUGUUCCCCUCCACAAUGCCUGCUCCUAUGGUCACUAUGAGGUGGCUGAGCUGUUGGUCAGAACUGGGCCAGUGAAUGUCGCCGACCUUUGGAAGUUCACCCCUCAUGAGGCUGCAGCCAAAGGAAAAUAUGAAAUCUGCAAACUGCUGCUCAAACAUGGAGCCGACCCAACCAAGAAGAACCGUGAUGGCAACAUGCCACUGGACAUGGUGAAAGAUGGAGACACGGACAUCCAGGACCUGCUGAGGGGUGAUGCCGCCCUGCUGGAUGCUGCCAAAAAGGGCUGCCUGGCCCGGGUUCAGAAACUGUGCUCUCCAGAAAACAUCAACUGCAGAGACACACAGGGGCGCAACUCCACACCGCUCCACCUCGCAGCUGGCUACAACAACCUUGAGGUGGCAGAGUAUCUGUUAGAGCAUGGGGCCGAUGUCAACGCGCAAGACAAAGGAGGCCUUAUCCCUCUUCAUAAUGCUGCUUCUUAUGGGCACGUGGACAUUGCAGCCCUUCUGAUCAAAUACAACACGUGUGUGAAUGCUACAGACAAAUGGGCUUUCACACCCCUCCAUGAAGCAGCCCAGAAGGGUCGUACGCAGCUCUGUGCAUUGCUGCUGGCUCAUGGAGCCGACCCCACCAUGAAGAACCAGGAGGGACAGACUGCUCUGGAUUUGGCGACGGCUGAUGAUAUCCGAGCCCUGCUGAUGGAUGCCAUGCCACCGGAUGCUCUGCCCAGCUGCUUCAAGCCUCAGGCAACAGUGGUCAGCGCCUCUGUCAUCUCCCCUGCCUCCACGCCAUCCUGUCUAUCAGCUGCCAGCAGCAUAGACAACCUCGCCGGGCCCCUCACUGAGCUGGCUGCUGCCGCUGCCACCGGGACCUCCGGGGUAGCAGAUGGAGCCACAGGCACUGAUCGCAAGGAAGGGGAAAUGGCAAUGCUGGACAUGAACAUAAGUCAAUUCCUGAAGAGCCUGGGUCUGGAGCACCUAAGGGAUAUCUUUGAGAGAGAGCAGAUCACCCUGGACGUGCUGGCUGACAUGGGCCACGAGGAGCUGAAGGAGAUUGGGAUUAACGCAUAUGGCCAUCGACACAAGCUUAUUAAAGGAGUUGAGAGGCUGCUGGGCGGCCAGCAAGGUGCCAACCCGUACCUCACAUUCCACUGUGCCAGCCAGGGAACCAUUCUUAUAGACCUCGCCCCGGACGACAAGGAAUACCAGUCAGUGGAGGAGGAGCCCAUCAGAGAGCACAGAGAUGGAGGCAAUGCUGGUGGUGUCUUCAGUAGAUACAACAUCAUCAAGGUCUAUUCAAAGGUGGUAAACAAGAAGCUGAGGGAACGUUACACCCACCGACAGAAGGAGAUCGCAGAUGAGAACCACAAACCAUCACAACGAGCGGAUGUUGUUCACGGUUCCCCGUUCAUCAAUGCCAUCAUCCACAAAGGCUUUGAUGAGCGCCACGCUUAUAUAGGAGGGUUUGGAGCAGGCAUCUACUUUGCAGAGAACUCCUCAAAAAGCAAUCAGUACGUCUACGGCAUCGGUGGAGGGCACCGGCUGCCCAACACACAAGACCGAUCCUGCUACCUGUGCCACAGGCAAAAUGCUUUUCUGCCGAGUGACUUUGGGGAGUCCUUCCUACAGUUCAGUGCUAUGAAGAGCCACGCUCCCCCAGGACAUCAUUCAGUAAUCUGGCGGCGCGUUAACGGCCUAGCUUAUGCCGAGUACGUCAUCUACAGAGGAGAGCAGGGUAAACAAAGGCAUCAGGUCAUAAUAUUAGCAAAAUAACACCUGUGGUGUAUA
Messenger RNA from Archocentrus centrarchus (flier cichlid), 3722 nucleotides. Its product is annotated as poly [ADP-ribose] polymerase tankyrase-1-like. The record is from RefSeq and is a predicted model, not a curated record. Gene Ontology annotation, molecular function: protein binding; NAD+ poly-ADP-ribosyltransferase activity. Lineage: Eukaryota; Metazoa; Chordata; Actinopteri; Cichliformes; Cichlidae.